Messenger RNA from Paramacrobiotus metropolitanus, 2797 nucleotides. RefSeq names its product lysine-specific demethylase 7B-like. Lineage: Eukaryota; Metazoa; Tardigrada; Eutardigrada; Parachela; Macrobiotidae. Gene Ontology annotation, molecular function: histone demethylase activity; transcription coregulator activity. The record is from RefSeq and is a predicted model, not a curated record. The transcript has 15 exons. Gene Ontology annotation, biological process: regulation of transcription by RNA polymerase II; protein demethylation. The coding region runs from base 525 to 2303 and encodes 592 amino acids.
GCAGAAUCAUGGACUAGCGAAACGUUAUCAGAGCUUAUCGACGUGUUUUGUCCCAUUCCCUUCGAAUCUCAAAACCCUCAUGCAGAAUCUUCGGACCGGAACUUCGCCCGAUUACAGAGCCGAGACUUCAGAAGAAUUUAAGCGCGAGUCCAGCACCAGUAGAGAUGAUUAUCGUACCGUAUCUGCACAAACAGCACUAUGCAGACUUCUGUCCAUGCUUCUUUAUUGAAAGUUUGAAACGUACACUGGCUGCUGGCCACGCAACAGUUCAAAUUGAAGACAGAACCGUGGGCGGCUGCCACAAUCUUACCUUGAAUAAGCUCUUAUCUGUAAUGGAAUUAACGUCCCUCAGGCUGCACCGAAGAUCCAUUUUUGGAGAUUUGCAUUUCUGUUGCCAUUAUUGUGCUGAUUUGGAGCUGUUUUCGUUAUGAUAACUGAAACGUUGAGGGGAGAGUUCUGCACGAACUUUUUAUGGUUACUGUGGGGAUUCUCUUGCAUUGCCGUUGCAUGUAGCAAAUGGAAACAUGAGUUCCCAAAAGAGAAACCAUUCAGAGAACAUGGGAUCAACCCCCACUCCGGAUUAUAUAAUGUCUCUUGAAAACAGUUUCUCACCAAAACCAGCUGACUUCCAGAAAUCCAAAAAGCGGAAAUCAUCAAGUUUACCGUUAAACCGAGAUUCGAAGGCCGUUGCGUGUCAUGCAACUGAGUCGCCUGCGCCCGCAGUUGCAGCUCAGCCUCUUGCCGCGCCGUCCCUGGUAAUUCCACAGACCGUUGGGCAGUUUGCCGAAAAGUCCGGGAAGGAGCCGUGCGCGGAACCCACCAGUUCGCCCAUUGAUCAUUUUCUCCUGGAGAAGAAAUUUUUAUCGCCUACUGAAAUCGAGACGCAGCCACUGGAUUUAUCUGCAAAGAAAAAAAGACAUAAACCCAGAGCGUCAGGGGAUUAUUCGUGCAUUUGCAAAGAUGAGGAGAAAAACAAGGACAGAUUUAUGAUUGAAUGCAGCGGUUGCGAAAAGUGGUUUCAUGGAGAAUGUGUAAAUGUUUCAGCAAUGCAAGCGGAUUCCUUCCUGAAUUACUAUUGUCGCGAAUGCGCUAAACAGCAUGGAGAGCCAACGAAGAAGCCAAGGACAAACAUGCACCGCCAUAAUGCAUACGAAAAAAGUGCUACCGGUAAACCUACACAGUCUGGGACACCUAGGUUUAUGGAGGAGUUACAAAAAAGGCAGUUUUCACCUAUUGAAACUGUUUUGGAUGUAAAAAGAGGAUUUGAAAUUGAUGUGCAGUAUCUGGAAGAAAAUGGUUUUGAACGACCGAUUUUGAUUCGCGAGAAAGGCGGAUUGGAGAUUGUGAUCCCCGGUUCUGAGUUUUAUUAUAAAGAUGUUGUUCAAAUCCUAGGUGGAUCCCGAGAAGUUAUAGCCAUCGAUGUCCAAACGCAAGAGGAUGGAAUCAAACUAACGUUAGAUGAAUUUCUCAAGUAUAUGCAAACUCCGCCGCCUAGGAAUCCUGUCCUUAAUAUCAUUAGCCUGGAGUUUAGUAAUACUGAACUUGCCGCAAAGGUGAUACCACCUCUGGUGGUGCGUGAGCUGAGCUGGGCGGAUCAACAUUUUCCAGAAUUAAAUGAUGUGCCACCGGAAAGUCCGUAUGCCAAGCCCGAAGUGCAGAAAUACUGUCUGAUGUCCGCUCAAGACAGCUAUACGGAUUUUCAUAUUGACUUUGGUGGAACGUCCGUGUGGUAUCACAUUUUUAAAGGGAAAAAGAUAUUUUAUUUAAUUGCGCCGACGGAUUCCAACUUGGAAAAAUAUGAAGAGUGGAUGAAAUCCGAUAAGCAGUCAGAAAGGUUUUUGGGCGCCGAAUGCCACUGCUAUAAAUUGGAGUUAAAUCAAGGCGAAACCAUCCUCAUGCCUAGUGGCUGGAUCCAUGCUGUUUAUACUCCGGAAGAUAGCCUUGUUUUUGGAGGAAAUUUUCUCCACCAUCUUGGCGUUGAAAUGCAGCUAAAGAUUAACAAAAUGGAAGAUCGCCUUAAAACUCCGUUACGUUAUCGAUUUCCGCAUUUCUAUACAGCGUGCUGGUACGCGCUGAAUGACAUGACCGAUCGUUUAGCGGAUUUCGUCGAAGAGCAUAAAAAGCCUCGCAAGAUUCCAAAAUUCUUGACUGCGGGAUGUAAAUGUUUAUAUACGGAGUUUUUGGAUUGGAUGGGAGAUGACGAGGGAGCAAAAACUAAACGGCACGAGGUACCAGAGACCAUUGAUCCUUUUGAGACCAUGAAACGGCUGAAGCGAUUUUUGAAGAAACUCGCUAUGUUGUAGAUAGCCUUUUGAUUAAGCGUGGACCAGUUGGAUGCAUUUAUCUACCUGUGCAGCGCAGCAUAUGUUGUAUAGAUACGUAGCGCGGAGCUCAUUCUGAUCUGCCUCUUUAGAAUUCGUUGUUCGUCUGUCCGUGAAGAUGUUGUUGUCGUGUAAUUAUUUUGUUUUGUAUGGGUUUUACUUGUAAUUAAUUAUUUAGGUUUUGUUGAAUCUAACAGUAUUGCACUUGAUUUCGGACAAAUUUGAUGGGAACACUGCCGGUAUCGUGGGUGUCUUUGUUGAUUAUGAUUUUAAUUUAAUGAAUAUUUGCGAAUGGGCCAAUUUUCUUUUAACUUUUUGUUAUCGUCUUUUUAGUUUUCUUUGUGUGGUGUUAGUAUUUUGUAGUUUUACCCGGGUGGUAUGAAGUGUGUAUGACAUUGUCGCCGUUUCGGCACAUUUGGAAAGGUGGACUGGUGUCUUGUGUUGUUGUUGACGUUGGUGAGAAUAAACAUUCCCUG